UUUAUCCCGCCUCUGUUGCCCGGCCCAGGGGAGCAAUGACAUCACGUGGCCCUUUCCACGCGCUGACACAAAGAGCGGCUGCGAGAGGCCUCGGCCAGGGAGGCCGGCGGCCGCCGCUGCCUCUCAGGGCUCCGGGGCCCCGCCAGCCCGGCCCUCCGCCCGCUGUCCGCGCCCUUCUGCCGCCACCGCCGUCGCCUGCGCCCCCCGCGCACCGCUGAGCCCGCCCGGGCGCCGGCUCUUUCCCAUGCGGGCUGCGAGGGCCCUGGGAGGGGCGCCCGGAGCCAGCCGCGCAGCAUGCACUGGGGGGUUGGCUUUGCCUCGUCCAGGCCGUGCGUGGUGGACCUGAGCUGGAACCAGAGCAUCUCUUUCUUCGGCUGGUGGGCCGGGUCCGAGGAGCCCUUCUCCUUUUAUGGGGACAUCAUCGCUUUCCCUUUGCAGGAUUACGGUGGGAUCAUGGCAGGGCUGGGCUCGGAUCCCUGGUGGAAGAAAACCCUUUAUUUGACCGGGGGAGCUUUGCUGGCCGCGGCUGCGUAUCUGCUCCACGAACUCCUGGUCAUUAGGAAACAGCAAGAGCUUGACUCCAAGGAUGCUAUUAUUUUACAUCAGUUUGCAAGACCUAAUAAUGGGGUCCCCAGCUUAUCUCCUUUCUGUCUGAAAAUGGAAACCUACUUAAGAAUGGCUGACCUACCCUAUCAGAACUAUUUUGGUGGAAAGCUCUCUGCUCAAGGGAAAAUGCCUUGGAUUGAAUAUAACAAUGAAAAAGUAUCUGGCACAGAAUUCAUAAUCGACUUUCUGGAAGAGAAACUUGGUGUGAACUUAAACAAAAACCUUGGCCCUCAUGAAAGAGCCGUCUCAAGAGCCGUCACCAAGAUGGUGGAAGAGCACUUCUAUUGGACAUUAGCUUAUUGCCAGUGGGUGGACAAUCUCAAUGAGACCCGGAAGAUGCUGUCUCUUAGUGGUGGUGGUCCCUUCAGUAACCUGCUCAGGUGGGUCGUGUGCCACAUAACAAAAGGAAUUGUGAAACGGGAGAUGCACGGCCACGGCAUUGGCCGCUUCUCGGAGGAAGAGAUUUACAUGCUGAUGGAGAAGGACAUGCGGUCUUUAGCGGGGCUUUUGGGUGACAAGAAGUACAUCAUGGGGCCCAAGCUUUCCACUCUUGAUGCCACUGUCUUUGGGCACUUGGCACAGGCAAUGUGGACUUUGCCAGGGACGAGGCCGGAGCGGCUAAUCAAAGGGGAGCUGAUCAACCUCGCCAUGUACUGUGAGAGGAUCAGGCGGAAAUUCUGGCCCGAGUGGCACCAUGACGACGACAAUACCAUCUAUGAGUCUGAGGAGAGCAGCGAGGGUAGCAAGACUCACACACCCAUGCUGGAUUUUAGCUUCUACUCAAGGACAGAGACCUUCGAAGAUGAGGGGGCUGAGAACAGUUUCUCCAGGACGCCAGACACGGAUUUCACGGGACACUCUCUCUUUGAUUCUGACGUGGACAUGGAUGACUGUACAGACCAUGAACAGUGCAAGUGAUGUCCCGCCACGGACCCCUCUUCCUUAGGAGCUACCACUCCCUGGGGUCGGUCUGGUUUCCCAGGUAGAAAUCCACCUGAGCUGGAAGGAGAUCUUCAAGCUUGGCUCAGUUUUAACAUGCUAACGGGACUAUAAGCCGCCUUAUUUCUUUUUUUGUACAAACAAAACACAGAACCAUUCAGAUGGCUCCGUUUAAAACAGACCAAACAAAUAUCAGCAUGGUACCUGAAAUCCAUUUUCGUUUUCAUUAGAAAACCAAUAUUGUGUGGGAGGGCAGAUACAUGAGUGUGGGUUGUCACCUGAGUGUUGACAUUGAUCCUUUCCAACUGAGGACUCUAUUGUCAGGUGGAUUCUUGAGCAUCAGCCAUCUACCUGGGUUUUAAGUAAUAAGAGGUAUCAUCAAAAAACAUGUAGGCGGUGAUGUCCUUCAGCUGCUGCUGUACUUUGUGUGUGUACUUGUAUGUUGAGACAGAAGUCAGAUGAAAUCCGCCAAUAUUCAGUGGACAGAUAACCGUUAUGCGUGCGGCGCUGAGUGGGGGUGCUAUGCAGCAGGAGUUUCGCUCUGAACCCUGCCAGUGACUAGCUGGGUGAUUUGGGGCAGGUCCUUUAACUCUUGUGUGCCUCAUUUAUCCCACCUGUAAAGUGGGCGUGACAAUACUCUCCACCUACCUACCUCACAGGGGUGUUGUGGGGAUUCGCGCGGGCCGCAUUAGUAUGGCGCUUUAAACUUCCCGGAAGUGGUGCAACACGAGCCAAUUUUAUUCUUCACUGGGCUUCAUACAUGUUAGGAUCUGCCGGCAAAGUGACUUCCAUAGCUGGGCAACAAGCACGGCCACUCGCAAAGGCUGUGCAGAAUAAACACACACAAAGCCAACUAGGGCCGAGUCAUUCCUCUUUGUGGCUUGGCUGGAAGAACUUUGGAAGUAGCUUCGCAAAUCAUCAUCAGCUACAAUGUGGUCCUCCACUCUAGGCCUUUACGGAACAACGUUUCCUUCAUUGCCGAGUGCAUUGGCGUGUGGCUUCAUUGCCUCCCAAGUGCUAAUGUACCCGUGUUUAUUGAUUUGGAGAAGAUAAAGCUUAGGACCAUGGCGGGUUAACAGAGGUGAAGGAAAGUAUUUGUUGUAGGCAGAGCUUGUUGACUGUCAUGGCUUUUUGAAGACAAAGAUACAUUGGAAAGAGAAGCCUCAGGGUGUUCCUUGUGUCUGAGUCCCCUGCAGUUUCCGGACUGCACCUUGUUAGGUGUCCCACUGUCGUUGGGUCAGAGUAGGACAGGACUGACACCAAAUCCUAGGGCUUCAUGAUCUCUCAUCCCUUCUCAUCACCCCCCUCUCUCUCCCUCUCCCUCUCCCCAGAGCCCCCGAACAGGUGGAAUGUCUCUGUAUUUGUCUCUGAAAACAGCGUUGGAUAGCUUAGUUCAUUUUCCAGGCAGUGGUGGGGCAAGGGUUCUGUGUAGUGGCUGUGGAUUGGGCUGUAAGACUUAAUGACUUUGCUUCUGAUCAACUGCGUAAAAGUUACUCCUUACUGGGUUGAUGAGGCCCCUCAAAGAUGGAACUUCCUGACAAAUCAAUGCAUUUUGCUUGAAAAGCAACCUAUUUUUGAUAUAGCUUUCCCACAAAAAAAAUCUUUAAAGAGUGUUGUUCAUUUUCAAAGAGGCCAAGAGGGAGCGUUUUGAAGAUGCUUGCCACUUAAGCCGCUGCAGAGCGUUUGGAAAUGGGGAUAAUGUUGAACUCUUAGGUUAGAAAGUCUUACCUGUAGAAAAUUUAGCUGUAGAUUAUUUUCUGUUGAAGCCACUCCUCUGUGGAGGAACCUGUUUGGUGAGUAGUCAGCACAGGCUUGAGAAGCUGCGUUUGAUUAAACACACUUGUGUGUUGGUGUUCUGCGUGUGUGUCCCGUUUGCCUCCUGGUGUUCUGAGCACCUGGCGGCAGUCCUCUGUGACUAGUGAAACUACUGAAUGAAGCGUGGCUAGGACGACUGUGGACCUGACCGGGUACAAGUUUUCUUGUCCGCUCCUCUCUCUCAACUGGAAAGAAAUUCUUAACAUUUUGCUUAUAACUGAUUUAUUAUUCUUCCUGUGUGAUGCUUUUCCCUGUAUAAAUGUUUUCAGUAUGAGUAUGUGGACUAAUAUCUGCUUUCUUGUGCAUUAUUUGUAGGGCAACUCCAUAGACAGGCAGUGUUUGUUGUUAAGUCGUAGGGCGAUUUAUUCCAUCCAGGCACCGUUAGAGGGGGGUAAUGAGUGGGCAUUCUUAACUGGAGUCCUAGACACUUGGACAGCUUACAGCUGGGUACCUUGUAGAUACGGAUUUGAAUAGAACCCAAGACUAUACCUCUGUUUCCCUCCUCCAUAUGGAUUAUUGGAACAAAAUGAUAAAGAAAAAAUUAUGGCUGUGUGGGUCCCUAACGAGAGGGCUUAACUUCUCUAUGUGUUGCCCAGAUUUGAAGGCCUGUGCAGUUGGGUGAGUCGGUGCUACUUGUAAUGACAACAAUAAGAAACUAGAGGACGUUUUACUCAUUUGCUCAAGUCUUUCUUUUUUCCUUCUGGAAAGUUAUGUAAGGGAGCACAAUCUUUUAAUGUAAACUGAUGCUUUUGAUUGAGCAGAAAAUCCGAGGACCAAGGGUUACUUUUAAGUUUUUAUUAUAGAAACAAAGCUUCUUAUAUGUCUGUCCACACCCAGGACGAGAGAGCAGUAGUUAUGAGCUCUGGAUCCAUCAGGGCAGUUAAAAGGACAAGGUACAUUUUUGCAGAAAUAGACUAUGUGGUCAGAGUCUACCAUUUUGUUGUCCUAUAAUCAGUUGUGACCAGUGACACACCAAGGCCAUGGCCACCACAUCUUUGAUUACAGACUUAGAACCUUUGGACUUGAAUCAUUAUUGCAAUCUAGGCUUCAGGUGAGUCUUGCCCGAGUGCACAGAGGUAUUUGAUUUGCUUCUGGGAAAUGAGUAGGAGUCAAGGAAAGGAAGAACUAGAGUUCUUUGCAAGUAGAGAACUGAAAAAAAGUCUAGGACAUAACUGUAGAGGGGCCCUUGCAAGAGAGCUGCAGAGGUCAUUGCUGUCUCAAUCACACACUGUGUAGUUGGAGGAAGAGUAAGAUCCACAACUGUCUUCUUUGACCUUGCCCUAGAGCGCUCUUGCCACCGCACCACCUUGCUUUGGCUUCCUUACACACCCAUGUUCUGAACAAUUGCUCCCUGUUUCAGCACCAACACACCCAGGCCUCUGAGUGCUGGAUUCCGACUACAUCUCUUUCACCUCCCACACCCAGCCAGGCUGGUUCAGGCCAGUUCAAGAGACCCUUCCUCAGUAUCUAUCCUAUGUAUAGCACUGCUAAGCUCUGUGAAUCACAAGAAGAUGGCUUUUCAAAUUCAACACUCCCCUUUCCGUCUUUUGUUACCUUUAAAAUAACUUGUGUUCCCUUAGUUCACUGAAUCUGUACUGAGCAUCCACCCUGUGUCUGGCCCUGGGAUGCACAUUGGCUGUAAACUAACUGAAAAGGCAGACUGACACUGACUUCAGAGCAUCCUCUUUUGCUUAGAUUUGAGUGAUAACCUUCACACGCCCAGACUCUCCCCAGAUCUGUCUCACACAUUACCACCGGAGGAGUCUUUGGAACAAACUUUUGGUCUGUAGGGGGUCUCAAUUGCCUUAGGCUGAGGCUUCCUCCUUAGGGCUUGAUAUUCUCAGUUUUUUCUCUUGUCUCCCAUGGCUCUUCCACACACCCUCUAGAGCAGCAGAUCCAUUUAUCAUUACCUCUACAAGCCUCCCGUAUCCCACCUUUGGGUUGCUGGUCAUGCCAGCCCCUCUGCUGAAAUGCCCUACCCUCUGGCCCUAAUCAUCAUCUCUUAAGGCCCAACUUCAUCAGUUCCGCAUGAAGAGCCCCAACUUAUUAUCAUCCCCCCUUUCCUCUAAAAACAAAAACACUUAUCAUUUCCUUCCCUGAAGGCUAGAUGGGAAAAACGUGCUCAGAAAGUGGGCCACGUGCUAUAAAGUAAUGGGUUUUCAUUGUGUGUAACAGUGCCUCCUCCAUUGAUAAUCUAAUGAGAGUCCUAGGCUCUAUUCCCAGAAAAGUGCGCAUAUGCAAAUCUCCACAAUUUUACAUAUAAAUUCAAAGAUUUGGAAAGUAGAAUUGCUCUUUGAUUCCUCAGGGGGUCCACAGACCCCAGAUGAGGAGGUCUUGUUCUAAAGCGUCUCUAAACAGCACUCUUGGUGUUGUCUUGUCUUUUACACUUCCAAGGAGGAGAGAAUUGGUAUGAGACGUGCAAGCACAAGGCUAUUGUUAUUGACCCUGAAUAUGUGCUGAGUGACAGAGAGGGAAGAAAGACGAGCUGCCUCACAUUGUCUAGGAAAAUAUCUUUAUUCAGACAGAGCUGGGAAUUUUUAUGUUAUGUGUGUGUACAUUGUCUUUGGGAUGUACGCACCUUUGAGGGUAUACAAGCCAGCAUGGGGAAUUGGAUCCUGCUCAGCUGGAGAUAUGGGUGUUUGUAAGAAGUGGGUGCUGGGGUUAGAAUUCUGGUCCUCACAGGCUGGAGAAAUGCUUAGUCUGUUAAAGGCUAGGCUCACAAGCAGGAAUAUUAGGAUUCUGGGCCUCAUAAUUGAGCAACAAUCACUCGAAACCACUGAGCCAUUCCUCUAGCUCCCAGAUUUACAAUUUUGAAAGCGAUAGAGUUUGUCAUUGUUGUCAUUGUUACUUAUUUUUAGCCACUUCUGAAGUUGAUGUAGCAAAGUGAGUUCAGGACCAAGUCAGCAUCAUUUCUGCCCUGAAACCCACCACUUCUGUGUGGCUAAGCGGUGGCCUUGGGGCUGAAAGAAGUGGUUGGAGUUUUUUUUUUUUUUUCUUGUGGAAUGAGAUCUAUGCAACAAAUUUUCCUGUGUUCAUCUUAUUAUGGGUCUAUUGCUGAUUCUAUUUUCCAUAAGAUGGUGAUGCAUUAUCCUGGUAGGGAACAGCUCAGUUUAUUCUUCAAUUUAAAAACAAAAAAUAAAAACAAACAAACAAAGCCAGAACAAAGUUAUCUUUUUUUUUUUUUUUUGGUUUUUUU
This is a messenger RNA of Microtus oregoni (creeping vole), 6556 nucleotides long. It is a transcript of the gene Faxc, whose product is annotated as failed axon connections homolog, metaxin like GST domain containing. Gene Ontology annotation, cellular component: cytoplasm. Bases 295 to 1524 code for a protein of 409 amino acids. The record is from RefSeq and is a predicted model, not a curated record. Lineage: Eukaryota; Metazoa; Chordata; Mammalia; Rodentia; Cricetidae. The transcript has 6 exons.